AUGGGGUGCGCCCAAUCGAGAAUCGACAAUGAGGAAUCGGUGACGAGAUGCAAGGAGAGGAGAAACCUAAUGAGGGAAGCGGUGGUGGCCAGAAACGCCUUCGCGGCGGGCCAUUCCGGCUACGUCAUGGCCCUCAAGAACACCGGCGCCGCCUUAAGCGAUUACGGCCACGGAGAAUCGCUCCCAAAUCAAGAACAGCUCCUCCUCCAUCACCACCACCACCAGCCGCUCCUCUCCACCGCCACCGAGCCUCCGCCGCCUCCUCCGCCGCCGCUUGAAACCCUCCCGCUGCCGCCUCCGCCGCUUCCGACUUUCACUCCCAGCCCUCCGAUCAAGCGCGCCGCGAGCCUGCCGACGAUGCCGACGGAGGCUCGGAAGACGAGGAUGCAGGGGUCUAGGUUGGCCAUUGCUGAAGGGGACGAGGAUGAGGAAGAAGAGGACCAUGAGGAAGGGUUUCGCCGGAGAUCGAGAAAUGUGGCCGGGGAAAUGGGCGCGGCGGCGACGGCGACGGCGACGGGGUCGUCUUCGCCGCAGACGCCGGAGAUGAAGGCGGUGCCGCCGCCGAUGCCGGAGCCCAAGGGCGGCGCUUGGGACUAUUUCUUCAUGGUGAACGAAAUGGCAGGGCAUACAUUGAGUGAGAAUGAAGGUGAAGAGUUUGGUGAAGAUGAGAAUGUGGAGGAUUUGGGUGGUGAGGAUGAGCAGGAGCCCAAGACUCCGGAGAAAACGGAGGAGAUUCAGAUGAAGGCGGACGAGAUUGCCGUGUCUCCGGUGACUCCGGCGACAAUUGAGCAUUCGAAGACAGCUCCCCCAGAUUUUCAGAGGAUGGUGAUGCCCGGUUUCACUUUGAUGGACAUAGUGAAUCAGAUUGAUGAUCAUUUCUUAAAGGCCUCCGAGAGUGCUCAGGAGGUUUCCAAGAUGCUCGAGGCCACUCGGUUGCAUUAUCACUCGAAUUUCGCAGAUAAUCGAGGACACAUUGAUCAUUCUCAACGAGUCAUGCGUGUUAUUACAUGGAAUAGAUCCUUCAGAGGCUUACCAAAUGGUGAUGGAGCAAAGGAGGAAGACCCAGAUGAUUAUGAAACUCAUGCCACUGUUUUGGACAAGUUGUUAGCAUGGGAGAAGAAACUUUAUGAUGAAGUGAAGCAAGGGGAGCUUAUGAAAGUUGAGUAUCAGAGAAAGGUAGCUCUACUAAACAAGCAGAAAAAACGCAAUGCUAGUGCUGAAACCUUGGAGAAAACGAAAGCAGCUGUAAGUCACUUGCAUACAAGAUAUAUUGUUGACAUGCAGUCCAUGGACUCUACAGUUUCAGAAGUAAAUCAAAUACGGGAUGAGCAGCUGUACCCUAAACUUGUUUCUCUAGCUGAUGCGAUGGGAAAAAUGUGGGAAAAUAUGGGUGCGCAUCAUAGCAGUCAGCUGACGAUUGUUACAGACCUGAAAGCCCUUGACAUUUCUCAUACUCCGAUGGAAACAACCAAGCACCACCAUGAACGCACUGAACAGCUAUUCAAUGUUGUCCAACAUUGGCAUUCCGAAUUUGAAAAGCUUGUACUUCAUCAGAAACAAUACAUCCAAGCUUUGAACAGCUGGUUGAAGUUGAAUCUGAUUCCUAUUGAAAGCAGCUUAAAAGAGAAAAUAUCAUCUCCUCCAAGAGUUCAGCGUCCCCCGAUUCAACCGCUUCUUCUUGCAUGGCAUGAUUUUCUUGAGAAGCUUCCCGAUGAACUUGCAAAAUCGGCAACAUCAUCCUUUGCAGCUGUGAUAAAGACUAUACUACUUCAUCAGGAAGAAGAGAUGAAGCUAAAAGAGCAAUUCGAGAAUACAAGGAAGGAAUUCUUGCGUAAAAAUCAGGCAUUUGAUGACUGGUACCAGAAGUACAUGCAGCGUCAUGGGCCUGGUGAAGCGGAUCAGGAGAGAAGCGAAGAUGCAAAUCACAAGGAUCCUAUUGCAGAGAGGCAAUUUGCUGUUGAGAGCUUGAAGAAGAAAAUGGAAGAGGAAGCUGAAGCACACCAGAGACAUUGUAUCCAGGUCAGAGAGAAGUCACUCGGGAGUCUCAAAACUCGCUUGCCUGAGCUCUUCCGUGCUAUGUCAGACUAUGCUCACGCAUGUGCUGAUGCUUACGGAAAACUUAAAUCUGUCACGAUGCCACAAGCUUCAAAUGGUAACUCUCAUGUGUAA
This is a messenger RNA of Fragaria vesca subsp. vesca, 2169 nucleotides long. RefSeq lists its product as uncharacterized. The record is from RefSeq and is a predicted model, not a curated record. The transcript has 4 exons. NCBI's taxonomy places the organism in Eukaryota, Viridiplantae, Streptophyta, Magnoliopsida, Rosales, Rosaceae. Bases 1 to 2169 code for a protein of 722 amino acids.